Scleropages formosus (Asian bonytongue) is the source of this 5018-nucleotide messenger RNA. RefSeq names its product SRY-box transcription factor 9a (gene sox9a). Gene Ontology annotation, molecular function: RNA polymerase II cis-regulatory region sequence-specific DNA binding; DNA-binding transcription factor activity, RNA polymerase II-specific. The record is from RefSeq and is a predicted model, not a curated record. Gene Ontology annotation, biological process: negative regulation of transcription by RNA polymerase II; positive regulation of chondrocyte differentiation; chondrocyte differentiation. Lineage: Eukaryota; Metazoa; Chordata; Actinopteri; Osteoglossiformes; Osteoglossidae. The coding region runs from base 2097 to 3587 and encodes 496 amino acids. The transcript has 5 exons. Gene Ontology annotation, cellular component: nucleus.
AGUCCGCGCGGCCCAACAGGCGCAUAGUUAAGGGUCUGUAUUCGUCUACCUGGGACGAGGACCCUCAUUAAGGCAUGCCGCAGAUAGGAUUACGCAGCGAUUCUCCCGUUCGGGGGGCCUGACAUAACGCAAACAAACAAUUUUACAACGUCCAGAAGCUUCCAGGAAGAAAGAGGCACAGGGAGGCACACAUCUGUGAGCUAUUAGGAGUUCAGGUAGCCCAGGAAGGCACACGCGCUCCCACAUUACCCCCGAAAAUUACAUUUCCACGAGUUUACUUGGCCAAACAAACAAUUACAGGAGUUGCAUUCGACCAGAGAAGAGUAUAUGCGGAGGGUGUGUGUGCAGGCGGGAGCGGGGUGUGCGUCCAGGCCACCCCACCAAGGUGUCACUGUACCUGGGGACAUGAGUGAACCUCAGCAACAAGGUUCAUGCGGAAAGUCCGCGCCUUGCGCACCUUCGCCGCCUCCACGUCCUCUGUGAACUUGAGCGGGCUGCGACCUCAUGACCAUCCAUCGGUGCCUCCAGGUGCAGAGCCUUUCACUGAGAAUCCGUAGAAAUCCACCCUCCGUUUGAACCCGCACACGUCACGUGUAUAGCGCUGGGAUUAACAAAAAGAACACAUGUCCAUGUGUACGAUGUCGGAGGCUGGAGUAAUGUAUCUGUGGAGGAAUUUGCAUACCACAGAAGGUCACACUGCGUGCCGGAACGCACCAAGAGUGGAAUAAAGUUCAUCACGUUACAGUUUAUCUUUCUCCUCUUACCGCAGUACGACACCUCUGCUUUCAGAUCAUAUUCUAUUGCUAGUUUUCUUUCCACGGCCAUGGGCGCGAAUACUAUAGUAAAAACACUGUGAAUGCUGCUCUUACUCUCAGCAAUGUUCCCUUGCUGUGCUUUCUAUUUAUUAUUCUUAACACUAGUAUUACUGGGCAUUUAAUUAUAUGUCCAUAUACAGUAUAUUAAUGAAUGAGAGUAGGGAGGGUGGCACAAAUUCCCUUUCACUAUUAAUACAGAGUUUUAGAAGUUGCAUAUUGAAGAAGCUGUAAAAUGCGUGUUUAAGAUUUUUUGGACGUUUUGUGUGUUCCAUAUUUCUGCAAACGCGGUCUGCUUUUGAAACUAAAUGACGCAAACAAGGGAUUGGAGCCCAAAUCCAUGUGAACUUUUGCCAAAUAAUGUUUCUAAAACAAUUAAGAUUAAACAAAUGUCUAUCAUAAACUCUAUGGGGGAAAGCAUCGUAGGCUCUCAUAUACGUGUGAAUGCAUGACAUGUUGAUAUGAAAUAAUAUGUAAAAAUUAAUAGAAAUCUUUGGAGACAAAGUCGACUUGCGCGCUUUAUUUUAUCUUUAUCAUGUACAGAUCGCGGAAGAUUAUUAGUUAAGGAUUCGGCGGGGGGGUGCGACUCAGGGAUCGAGUUCAGUCUCCGCCCAUAGGAGGGCCGACAGAUGGGCACACCCUGCUCGAAGCCUGCGGUUGAUAAAGGGCGCGCGCGUGCGAGCGCAAGAAAGUCUGGAGCCGCCGCACUUUGGAAAGAAGACGGAAAGGGAGCGGAGCGUGUCCGUCCGUCCGUCCGUUCGCCCGUCCGUGCGCGAGCGAGUGUGUGUGUGCGUGUGCGUGUGCGCGCGCGCAGCGUCCAGAUCUGAAGCGCGCCGAGCCGAACCGCGCUCUGCAUGGCUCGUCUUGAAUGAGCCUCUGCGCCCAAGAAGCCGACGGUUCCGCGCACCUUCUCCUAGUAUUUUACCUGUCGUUUUUUUUCUUUCUUUCUUUUUCAACAACUUUUCAAUAACGUUUUUUUUUUUUUUUCCUUCCAUGACUCUUCCUAUUUUUCCAGCUCAGUGAGUGAGUGCGCGCGGCUGCGGGUUUUUUUUUUUUUUCUGCGCGCAAAAAUCUCGCGCUGCCGUGCGUUUUUUAAUAAACUUUUGCCGCAACUCUGCAUGACUGCUCGCGCUGCUCUGUGUGUAUGUGUGUGUGUGUGUGUGUGUGUCGCGCGCACGAACAGAGUCAGCCGACCACCACCAGCCGCAGGACUUGGCUUUCAUUUUUAAUAACUUUUGAUAAUUACUUUUACCGUCGGCUCGCGUCGCGCCGCCUCCUUCGCGCAUGAAUCUCCUCGAGCCCUACCUGAAGAUGUCAGACGAGCAAGACAAGUGCCUUUCUGACGCCCCCAGCCCGAGCCUGUCGGAGUGCUCGGCGGGCUCCCCGUGCCCCUCCGGCUCCGGGUCCGACACCGAGAACACGCGGCCGCCCGAGAACAGCCUGGCCGGAGGCGACGCCCCCCUGGGCGCCUUCAAGAAGGACGAGGACGACAAGUUCCCCGUGUGCAUCCGGGAGGCCGUGACCCAGGUGCUCAAGGGCUACGACUGGACCCUCGUGCCCAUGCCGGUGCGCGUGAACGGCUCGAGCAAGAGCAAGCCGCACGUGAAGCGGCCCAUGAACGCGUUCAUGGUGUGGGCGCAGGCGGCGCGCAGGAAGCUCGCGGACCAGUACCCGCACCUGCACAACGCCGAGCUCAGCAAGACCCUGGGCAAGCUCUGGAGGUUGCUCAACGAGGUGGAGAAGCGGCCGUUCGUGGAGGAGGCCGAGCGGCUCCGGGUCCAGCACAAGAAGGACCACCCCGACUACAAGUACCAGCCGCGGCGGAGGAAGUCGGUGAAGAACGGUCAGGGCGAGGCCGAGGAGAGCGCCGAGCAGACGCACAUCUCGCCCAACGCCAUCUUCAAAGCCCUGCAGCAGGCCGACUCGCCCGCAUCCAGCAUGGGAGAGGUUCACUCCCCAGGAGAGCACUCCGGCCAGUCCCAGGGACCGCCCACCCCGCCCACCACCCCCAAAACGGACGUGCAGGCGGGCAAAGUGGACCUGAAGCGAGAAGGGCGCCCUCUGCAGGAGAGCGCCGGCAGGCAGCUCAACAUCGACUUCCGGGACGUGGACAUCGGCGAGCUGAGCAGCGACGUCAUCUCGCACAUCGAGACCUUCGACGUCGCAGAGUUCGACCAGUACCUGCCGCCCAACGGGGCCGUGCCCUACACGGGCGGCUACGGGAUGGGAGGAGCGCCCGGUGCCGGACCCCAGGCGGCCGUGGCGGCCGGCGGUAGCGGACACGGCUGGAUGCCCAAACAGCAGCAGCAGCAGCAACCUCAGCAGCAGCAGCAGCCGCCGCCGCCUCAGCAGCAGCAGCAGCAGCAGCACUCGCUGCCCGGCCUCGGGGCCGAGCAGGGCCAGAACCAGCGGACCACGCACAUCAAGACGGAGCAGCUGAGUCCGAGCCACUACAGCGAGCAGCAGGGCUCCCCCCAACACGUCAGCUACGGUUCCUUCAGCCUGCAGCACUACAGCACCACCUCCUACCCCGCGGUCACACGCGGUCAGUACGAAUACUCCGACCACCAGGGCGGCGCCGCCUCCUACUACAGCCACGCCUCCGGCCAGGGUGCCGGCCUGUAUCCCACCUUCAGCUACGUGAGCCCUGCCCAGAGACCCAUGUACACGCCCAUCGCCGACGGCGCCGGGGUGCCAGCCGUGGGCCAGGCUACCCACAGUCCUCAGCACUGGGAGCAGACGCAGCCCGUGUACACCCAACUGUCCAGACCCUGAGAGCCGGGCCUCUUUCGCACUCGGUCUCGCAGACACUCGAACACAUGGACUAUCUGAACUCCGCCCCCGCCUCCCCCCUUUGAGACUCUUGCUCUCGGAAAAGAGGGACAAUUUAGCUCCGAACACGGAAAGCUGGACUUGAACACUGAGGAUAUCAGAAUGGCUCACACAGUGCCUUUUUUUUUUUUUUUUUUUUACACUCAGAGUCGUGAUUAUAUAUUUUUAGCCAUAAUUUCAGAAAAAAAGCAAGUUUUAAAAAAAAAAUGGUCCUCUGUGAGGAUAUAAUAAUUUUAAAUAUUUUAGUAUGUACUGUGUAUGUUCUGUCUCUUUUCAGCUAUGUAUUCUGGGGGAUUUAUACAUGUUUGUAGGAAAUGAGAAGCUCGUAUUUUUUAAUUUUAUUUUUUCUCAAAAUCAGUUCCAUAUCACUAAUUGUAGUGCAGUUCUUCCAAGGCCUUAUUCCUUAGAAGUGUUUCUUUGUAGGGAUGGUUGAAAACUUUGCCUCCGCCUUUAUGCGAUGUGCUUUGGUUUUGUGUAUUUUGUAAAGUGCAGAAAAAAACAACAAAAAAAAAAAAAUCAAAGUGGAAAAAUCGAGGAGCGCUCGAACCCGUGGCUCUGCCCCCGUGCUCGUCGCACGUGACGUGGUUUGUUGGCGAAGGGGUUGCCGAUACGCUGCGACCCUGCCCGUGUCCAGGGGGAGUUCGGGGGAGCCGUUUUCCAGAACGGCGCCCCUGCUGGCGAGCGCUGACAUGGCGUUUCCUGUCUCACAUCCACAGCAAGUGUCCUUUGACCCCCGAAUGCCGUCACUAGUUUAACCUUCCAAACCCCUCCACCAAUGUAGUCUUAUUUCUUUUAAUUUAUUUGCAUUAAUUUUAUUUCAAAGUAAUUAUUGUCGUUCUCCUUUAACACAGCUGUGUAAAACUAAGAAUAGUUGCCUUUGGAAUAUAAAACUUUAUAUGCAAACAUGUUAUUUUUUAUCAGAAGGGGGUACUUUUAAAAAAAAAAAAAAAAAAAAAAAUGGUACAGAUUGUAACCAUUCUGUUUAUUUAUCGUUUGUAAAUGUAUCUAUUUUAAAUGUUUAUGUGCUCUUUUUUUCGGUACCUAGUUGUGUACUGGACACUUUCGACUGAGACCUUGAUUUGAACAUUUUAGACAAAAAAAAAAACUGGAAAAAAGCGGAUGCGCUUUCACGAUGAUCGUGGCAAAAAAUGUCACACGUGGCAGGUUUGUGUUUGUCUGUUUUGUUUAUAGUUACCAGCGUUCUUAUUUGUUAAGACUUAACUUCUGUUGCCUAUCGUAGUGCUGAUGCUGACGAUUUAAUCCAGCUGAACAAACCUUGUUUUCCUAGAUGACUUAACACGUUUUGCCUUUGAAGAAGCUUAUCUUUUGUAUGAUACUGUUUGCAAUAAAAGAGAAAAUGUACUGGGAAAAAAA